Messenger RNA from Cynocephalus volans (Philippine flying lemur), 2866 nucleotides. It is a transcript of the gene DLST, whose product is annotated as dihydrolipoamide S-succinyltransferase. Gene Ontology annotation, cellular component: oxoglutarate dehydrogenase complex; mitochondrion. The record is from RefSeq and is a predicted model, not a curated record. Gene Ontology annotation, molecular function: dihydrolipoyllysine-residue succinyltransferase activity. Gene Ontology annotation, biological process: tricarboxylic acid cycle. Lineage: Eukaryota; Metazoa; Chordata; Mammalia; Dermoptera; Cynocephalidae. The transcript is spliced from 15 exons. The coding region runs from base 46 to 1407 and encodes 453 amino acids.
CCCUAUAUCCGGUGUCCGCCCGCCCUCGGCUCCGCCGCUGCCGCGAUGCUGUCCCGAUCACGCUGCGUCUCCCGGGCGUUCAGCCUCUCGCUCUCCGCCUUCCAGAAGGGGAACUGCCCUCUAGGGAGACGUUCCCUGCCUGGGGUUUCUUUUUAUCAGGGACCAGGUUACCCUGACAGCAGGAAGAUUGCCAUUAACAACAGUAGUGUCUUCAAUGUUCGCUUCUUCAGAACUACAGCUAUGUGCAAGGAUGAAGUGGUUACAGUCAAAACCCCAGCAUUUGCAGAAUCAGUCACAGAGGGAGAUGUUAGGUGGGAGAAAGCUGUUGGAGACACAGUUGCAGAGGAUGAAGUGGUUUGUGAGAUUGAAACUGACAAGACAUCUGUGCAGGUUCCAUCACCAGCAAAUGGCGUGAUUGAAGCUCUUUUGGUACCUGAUGGGGGAAAAGUCGAAGGAGGCACUCCUCUUUUCACACUCAGGAAAACUGGUGCUGCUCCUGCUAAGGCCAAGCCAGUUGAAGCUCCUGCUGCUGUAGCCCCAAAAGCAGAGCCUAUAGCAGCUCCUCCUCCCCCUGCAGCACCCAUACCCACUCAGAUGCCACCAGUGCCCUCCCCCUCACAGCCUCCUUCUAGCAAACCAGUGUCUGCAGUAAAACCCUCCGCAGUCCCUCCACUAGCUGAGCCAGGAGCUGGCAAAGGUCUGCGUUCAGAACAUCGGGAAAGAAUGAACAGGAUGCGGCAGCGCAUUGCUCAGCGUCUGAAGGAGGCCCAGAAUACAUGUGCAAUGUUGACUACUUUCAACGAGAUUGACAUGAGUAACAUCCAGGAGAUGAGGGCUCGGCACAGAGAUGCUUUUCUGAAGAAACAUAACUUCAAAUUAGGCUUUAUGUCGGCAUUUGUGAAGGCCUCAGCCUUUGCCUUACAGGAGCAGCCUGUUGUAAAUGCAGUGAUUGACGAUGCAAGCAAGGAGGUGGUGUAUAGGGAUUAUAUUGACAUCAGUGUUGCAGUGGCCACCCCACGGGGUCUGGUAGUUCCUGUCAUCAGGAAUGUGGAAGCUAUGAACUAUGCAGAUAUUGAACGAACCAUCAAUGAACUGGGAGAGAAGGCACGAAAGAAUGAACUUGCCAUUGAAGAUAUGGAUGGUGGUACUUUCACCAUUAGCAAUGGAGGUGUUUUUGGCUCACUGUUUGGAACACCCAUUAUUAACCCCCCUCAGUCUGCCAUCCUGGGUAUGCAUGGCAUCUUUGACAGGCCAGUGGCUGUGGGAGGCAAGGUGGAGGUGCGGCCCAUGAUGUACGUGGCACUGACUUAUGAUCACCGGCUGAUUGAUGGCAGAGAGGCCGUGACUUUCCUCCGCAAAAUCAAGGCAGCAGUAGAGGAUCCCAGAGUCCUCCUUCUGGACCUUUAGGAGGAAGCCACAUGCCCUACAAAUUGACCAUGCAGGAACUGAAAACCAGUCUUCUCCCUGUCCCCUCGAGGGUACUGGGUUAGCCUGGUGACAGGCAGGCACAUGCUGUUGGCCUCAAGCAAGGAAGCCAGGGCACUACGUAACCAGCAGUCACAGGUCUUUUCUUGGUGUUCCUGCCGGGCUCUCUCCCUCUCUGCACCCAUCUCUUACCCGCGAAUAUCUUAUUUCCUUAAGCUUGAGAGAGAAAGAGAGCCUUAACGGAUGCUCAUUAAUCCUGCCUUUUUUCCAUCAGCCCUCUGCAGAGAUGAUUUUGCUUCUUCCCAGUGCCCGUAUACUAUAGGGAAACCACCGGGGACCAUGUGAUUAAGUUUCUUUCUUUUGAAAGUCUGUUCUCCAGAGACACCCAAUAGGAUUUUGUGCCUCCCAAAGCCAGAGCAGCCUCUGUCCUGGCUGUGCACAUUCUUACUUGAUUCCACCUGUGUGGAGGUAUUGAACAUAGCAAGGUGCUGCUGCUUUGCUGCUUACAUGGCACCUUCAUUCUCAGCUGUUGUUGACUUCAAGAUGCCUCUUCUACCUCUUCCAGGAAGCACAGGCCAGAGGAUGGGGUUUUGGAGGUCUGGAGAGUGUUCAGUGGGAGGAGGGCAGAGUCCCCCUGAGGUCAUUUGUUGUAAUCAUAGAUGGGAACAGAACCCAGGCCUGCUGUCACUCUCCCACAUAGGCUCACACCAGGAAGACCCAUUUUGACAGUCACGCACAGCUGUGGUGGUGCCAACCCUUUCUAGGCUAUUAAGAACCAUUCUAGCACAUUGUUCUCAUUUAGAGCAGGUUCUGGCACAUCGUGGCAGUGGGACAGAGUAUGGUCACAACAAACGGCUGGAGCCUGGUAAAGCAUAGAGGGGAGAGGCUUCCUGUGGACUGGCUCAGAUUGACUUGAGCUUUUAAAUUCAAGUUGGUAUAAGCAUGUGGACUGAGAUGGCAGUUCUUUUCCUUCCUGCAUAAUGGCCUGGAGGAAGCUGGGCCUUGGCUAUCUGUUUGCAAGACACAGGUGUCAGGGGGGAUGUACUAUAGGGGAAACCAGCCUCGAGAUGUUAGUACAUAGUGGUGAAAUGGCUGAUGUCAUCUCUAAGGUACCGCCCUUGGGUCUGGGCAUAAUCAUUGGAAUUCCUUGGAGCAUGGUUAAAUAGCAAGUAUCUUCUGAAAGCUAUUGGGCUUCAACCUUUUGUAUCCAACUGCAUCCAGGCCUGAGGCUGCUGACACUGGACACCAGGGGGCAUUAGUUAGUGCAAAGUGCCCUUUUGUAUCUUGAGCCAAGAAGCAAGGCCUAGCGGGGAGGGAUUAGGGGGUGGGAGCCAAUACUGAGUGCCUGCAGCAUCUACUACUCUUCACUAUUCAGAACUUGUAACUAAAAUAUUUAAAGAAACUGAUUUUAAACACAAAUUAAAGGGCAAAUAUUCUCAAA